Lactuca saligna is the source of this 438-nucleotide messenger RNA. NCBI's taxonomy places the organism in Eukaryota, Viridiplantae, Streptophyta, Magnoliopsida, Asterales, Asteraceae. The record is from the annotation of a GenBank genome assembly.
AUGCAUGAGCUCUACAGACUAGUACAUGUGGAUACACCACUUGCUCCAUACUUUUCAGAGUGCAUUACAUCAGUGCAUUUGGAUGAUAUGAAUAUUGAGAUUAUGAUAAAUACCCUUUACAAGGCAUAUCUUGAAGAUGUCUACCAGUUUUUCCAAAUUACUGCUAACAGAUGGGAGAGUGGGCUUUUCAUCUUGUUUUUAGUUGUUUUUGCAAUUAUAGUAGCUGGAUAUGUACUAAAAAGGUAUAAAGCUCAAUUGGGUGUUGAAAAUCGGCAUCUAUUUACGAGUGACAAUGCAUAUGUAAACAUGGAAAAUGAGGAGGAACCAUUUUUGGAGCAAUUAUCAGUUGUGGAAAAGACAGUUCCUUGCUUUACUUUUCUCCACCCACAGUUACAAGUCAUUGCCAUUCUUUAUACUAGAGCAGGUGGAUGCAGGUAG